This is a messenger RNA of Impatiens glandulifera, 426 nucleotides long. RefSeq names its product EG45-like domain containing protein. The transcript has 2 exons. Lineage: Eukaryota; Viridiplantae; Streptophyta; Magnoliopsida; Ericales; Balsaminaceae. The record is from RefSeq and is a predicted model, not a curated record. The coding region runs from base 1 to 426 and encodes 141 amino acids.
AUGUCUGGACUUAAAUGGCAAUGGCUCAAGUGUUUGAUGAUGUUAAUGAGUUUAGCCACUCUAUCGGGUAUCUCUCGAGCAGAUGUGGGAACCGCCGCUCAAUACAAUCCUCCUUAUACACCUACGGCGUGUUUUGGCAAUGAUCCAUCACAAUUUCCAACUAACAACCUUUUUGCGGCGGCGGGAGAGGGGAUAUGGGACAAUGGAGCGGCUUGUGGGAGACAAUACCUAAUUAGUUGUAUAAGUGUGGCUGCACCAUCCAAGUGCCAAUCCGGUCAGGUAGUUCGUGUGAGAAUUGUGGACCGGGCACAAACUUCGGUUUCACGACCCUCAAGGAAGGGUGCCACCAUAGUAUUGUCUACUGCCGCUUAUCAAUCCCUCGCCUCCGGUCCUCGCUCCAUUCUUAACAUCGAAUUUAUACAGUAA